This is a messenger RNA of Mastomys coucha (southern multimammate mouse), 6448 nucleotides long. It is a transcript of the gene Tiam2, whose product is annotated as TIAM Rac1 associated GEF 2. The record is from RefSeq and is a predicted model, not a curated record. The transcript is spliced from 27 exons. Lineage: Eukaryota; Metazoa; Chordata; Mammalia; Rodentia; Muridae. Gene Ontology annotation, cellular component: synapse; membrane. The coding region runs from base 607 to 5763 and encodes 1718 amino acids. Gene Ontology annotation, biological process: positive regulation of axonogenesis; activation of GTPase activity; small GTPase-mediated signal transduction. Gene Ontology annotation, molecular function: guanyl-nucleotide exchange factor activity; protein binding.
GGUGAGUAGGGCUUUAUUUUGUAACCUUCAGAGCCAGACUACCAUGGAACUUCGGUGGUCAUGGUGGAUUGCUGGCCCAACAAGAGCCUAGUCAUGGGCAGCCCGGUGUCUCUGAGGCAGGCAUGGUGGCAGGCUGUCCCGGGUAAUCACUCCAGGCAGCCCACGGAAAAACCGCUUUCUGGUUAAGUCUGCCUCAUAGCGUUCCAUCAAUGGAAAAAAUUGAACAUGAUGAGGGUGUGUAACGAGCAGACAGAAAUAUAUCCAGCAUUGCACAGGAUCCGUUUUUAGCUCUCAACGGCUGAGCAGUCGAAGUGUUAGACACCGUUUCCUGGCUCAGCCGGGCAGAAGGAAGACAGAGCGUAGCUUCUAGCUGGGUGGAACUUUGUUAAGCAAAAGCUCCGGAGAACAACCGGCCACAGCCAUCGUUCUGACCAAGGAUUACUUCACAGACUCGACCCACACACCUAUGUUUGUUAAAUACCUGCAUUGUUCCCCAAGAUCACGUAAAACCCACUAAGCAUUAACCUCCCUCCCAGCAAAAGCCAGGCUGCAGUGUAAAUUAGACCAUGGCUCAUAUUGAUACAACUGUUCGCAAUUUUGGUUAAAAUGGGGAACUCCGAGAGUCAAUAUACCUUCCAAGGAUCCAAGAAUCACAGCAAUACUGUCACCGGUGCUAAGCAAAAGCCUUGCUCUCUGAAAAUACGCAGCAUUCAUGCAAAAGACGAGAAGUCCUUGCAUAGUUGGACUCAUGGGAGCAGUGGAGCAGGCUACAAGUCCAGGUCCCUAGCCCGAAGCUGCCUUUCUCACUUUAAGAAUCACCAGCCUUACGCCACCAGACUCAGUGGGCCCACGUGUAAAGUCUCAAAGGGCACUGCCUACUCUAAGCACAGAGCAAACGCCCCAGGAAAUGAUUUCCAGGGCAACAAUGGUGCUUUCUUACCCGAGAAUGGCUUCCACUACGUUGGCCGCGAGUCAGGGGAGAGCCACAUCCCCUCCAGGGACUGCAAUGGCCACCUUCUCACCUGCUAUGGGAGAAAUGAGAGCCUGGCCUCCACCCCUCCAGGCGAGGACCGCAGGAGCCCCAGGGUGCUCAUCAAGACACUGGGGAAGCUAGACGGGUGUUUAAGAGUCGAAUUCCACAACGGUAGCAACCCCCACAAAGGGCCCUCCGAGGACCCCAGCGGACCUGUACAGCUGCUGAAAUACUCCCCUACGUUAGCAUUGGAAACCUGCCUGGUGCCGGAAACUAGGCGGCAUUCCGGUGCAGGCUCCCCAUCCAGCCAGAGGCCUUCUCCCACUGACUCUCGCCUGCGCUCCAGCAAAGGCAGUUCCCUGAGCUCGGAGUCAUCCUGGUAUGACUCCCCCUGGGGAAACGCUGGGGAGGUGAGUGAGGUGGACGGCUCCUUCCUGGCUCCCAGCACCCCAGACCCCAGCCUCCCCAGCAGCUUCCCACCCAGUGACACCAAAAAGCCUUUCAACCAAAGCUCUUCCCUCUCCUCCCUCCGGGAAUUGUACAAAGAUCCCAAUAUGGGGUGCCGCUCACCUUCCGGGACCUGCCUUUCUUCCAAUGAGUACAUCAGCUCCCAAGUCAGCAUGAACAACCGAGUCUCGUUUGCAUCUGACAUGGAUGUGCCCUCCAGAGUGGAUCCCAGGGAUCCCAUGCACUACAGUUCCUUUACUCUCCCGUGUCGCAAGUCCAAAGCCUUAACUGAGGAUGCGGCUAAGAAAGACACCCUUAAAGCCAGAAUGCGUCGCUUCAGUGACUGGACAGGAAGCCUCUCCAGGAAGAAGAGGAAACUGCAGGAACCCAGGUCCACGGAGGGCAGUGAGUACUUCGAUAGCCACUCAGAUGGACUGAAUGCGGAAGUGCAGGUGCCUGCGCAGACAUCUGCCUUACUGUGGUCAGGAGGCUCAGUUCAGACCCUGCCUCACAGAAGUGAAUCCACUAACGCAGUCGGCGGCGAUCCCCUCCGACAGAACAUCUAUGAGAAUUUCAUGAGAGAGCUCGAGAUGAGCAGGAGCAACAUGGAGCAUGUGGAAACGUCCACAGAGACCGUGGAGUCCAGCAGCGAGUCCCUCAGCUCGUUGGAGCAGCUGGAUCUGCUCUUUGAGAAGGAGCAGGGGGUGGUCCGGAAAGCUGGGUGGCUCUUCUUCAAACCCCUUGUCACCUUACAGAAGGAGAGGAAACUGGAGCUGGUGGCCCGGAGGAAGUGGAAACAGUACUGGGUGACCCUGAAAGGCUGUACUCUGCUGUUUUAUGAGACCUAUGGAAAGAAUUCCAUGGACCAGAAUAGUGCCCCACGGUGUGCCCUCUUUGCAGAGGACAGCAUCGUGCAGUCUGUCCCAGAGCAUCCCAAGAAGGAACAUGUGUUCUGCCUGAGUAACUCCUGUGGGGACGUCUACCUAUUCCAGGCCACUAGCCAGACAGAUCUGGAGAACUGGGUCACAGCCGUACACUCGGCGUGCGCAUCCCUCUUUGCAAAGAAGCAUGGGAAGGAGGACACGGUGCGGCUGCUGAAGAGCCAGACCAGAAGCCUGCUUCAGAAGAUAGACAUGGAUAGCAAGAUGAAGAAGAUGGCAGAGCUGCAGCUGUCUGUGGUGAGCGACCCCAAGAACAGGAAGGCCAUCGAGAACCAGAUCCGGCAAUGGGAGCAGAAUCUGGAAAAAUUCCACAUGGACCUGUUCCGCAUGCGCUGCUAUUUGGCGAGCUUACAAGGUGGGGAGUUACCAAAUCCCAAGAGUCUCCUUGCUGCCACCAGCCGCCCCUCCAAGCUGGCUCUUGGCAGGCUGGGCGUCUUGUCCGUUUCAUCUUUCCACGCUCUGGUAUGUUCCAGAGAUGAUUCUGCUCUCAGGAAAAGAACACUUUCCCUUACCCAGAGAGGAAAAAGCAAGAAAGGCAUAUUUUCUUCAUUGAAAGGUCUGGACACCCUAGCAAGGAAGGGGAGGGAGAAGAGAGCUUCCAUAACUCAGAUGUUUGAUUCUAGCCACAGCCAUGGAUUUCUUGGAACUCAGCUACCUCAAAAGUCCACUAACUCCAAUGAGGUCCAUGACCUGCACCUGUAUGGCUCCGCAGUAGACGGCGCUCUCCGAGACAGCACGUGGGAAGUCCAGACUUAUGUCCACUUCCAGGAUAACGAAGGAGUCACUGUGAUCAUCAAGCCAGAGCACAGAGUGGAAGAUGUCCUGGCUUUGGCGUGCAAGAUGAGACAGUUGGAACCCACUCACUAUGGUCUUCAGCUCCGAAAAGUGGUCGAUAAAAGUGUGGAAUGGUGUGUGCCCGAGCUAUAUGAAUACAUGCAAGAGCAGGUUUAUGAUGAAAUUGAAGUUUUCCCACUCAGUGUGUAUGACGUGCAGCUAACCAAGACUGGGGAUAUGACUGACUUUGGGUUUGCAGUCACAGCUCAGGUGGACGAGCACCAGCAUCUCAGUCGGAUAUUUAUAAGCGACGUUCUCCCUGACAGCCUGGCAUAUGGAGGAGGGCUGAGAAAGGGCAACGAAAUCACGACCUUAAAUGGGGAAGCAGUGUCUGACCUCGACAUCAAGCAGAUGGAGGCUUUGUUUUCUGAGAAGAGCGUCGGACUCACUCUAGUCGCCAGGCCUGUGGCCACAAGAAGAACCCUGUGUGCUUCCUGGUCAGAUAGUGACCUGUUCUCCAGGGACCAGAAAAGUCUGCCGUCCUCUCCCAACCAGUCCCAGCUGCUGGAGGAAUUCCUGGAUAACUUUAAGAAAACCUCCACAAAUGAUUUCAGCAAUGUCCCUGACAUCACAACCGGCCUGAAGAGGAGCCAGACAGAAGGCACCCUGGAUCAGGUGCCCCGCAGGGAGAAGAUCGAGCAGACAUUCCCGAGUGCUGACCAGAUUGCUGAGCUCUGCAGGGGCUUGAACAGCACCCACGCCAACAGUAUGGAAGCACCAACAGAGAGCCAUGACCCGCCUCCCAGGCCUCUGGCUCGUCACCUCUCAGAUGCAGACCGUCUCCGGAAAGUCAUCCAGGAGCUUGUAGACACGGAGAAGUCUUAUGUGAAGGAUCUGAGCUGCCUCUUUGAACUGUACUUGGAGCCACUUCAGAAUGAGACCUUCCUUACCCAAGAUGAGAUGGAGUCACUUUUUGGGAGCCUGCCAGAGAUGCUGGAGUUUCAAAAGGUGUUCUUGGAGACUCUAGAGGAUGGGAUCUCUGCUUCCUCAGACUUCAGUGUCCUGGAAACCCCCUCACAGUUUCGGAAACUGUUGUUCUCCCUGGGAGGUUCUUUCCUCUACUAUGCAGAUCACUUUAAACUGUACAGUGGAUUCUGUGCCAACCACAUUAAAGUACAAAGGGUUCUGGAGCGAGCUAAAACCGACAAGGCCUUCAAGGCUUUUCUGGAUGCCCGAAAUCCCACCAAGCAGCACUCCUCCACGCUGGAGUCGUAUCUCAUCAAGCCUGUUCAGAGAGUGCUCAAAUACCCUCUGCUCCUCAAGGAGCUGGUGUCACUGACUGACCAUGAGAGUGAAGAACACUACCACCUGACAGAAGCACUAAAGGCCAUGGAAAAAGUAGCCAGUCACAUCAAUGAGAUGCAGAAGAUCUACGAGGAUUACGGGACAGUGUUUGACCAGCUGGUGGCGGAGCAGAGUGGCACAGAGAAGGAGGUAACAGAGCUGUCCAUGGGGGAACUUCUGAUGCACGCUACAGUUUCCUGGUUGAAUCCGUUCCUGUCUCUAGGAAAAGCCAGGAAGGACAUUGAGCUCACAGUAUUUGUUUUUAAGAGAGCUGUCAUAUUGGUUUAUAAAGAAAACUGCAAGCUGAAAAAGAAACUGCCCUCAAAUUCCCGGCCCGCUCACAGCUCUGCUGACUUGGACCCGUUUAAAUUCCGCUGGUUGAUUCCCAUAUCUGCGCUUCAAGUUAGACUUGGGAACACGGCAGGGACUGAAAACAAUUCCAUGUGGGAGCUGAUUCAUACCAAGUCGGAAAUUGAAGGACGGCCAGAAACCAUCUUCCAGCUGUGCUGCAGUGACAGUGACAGCAAAACCAGCAUUGUUAAGGUGAUUCGUUCUAUUCUGAGAGAGAACUUCCGGCGCCACCUAAAGUGCGAGUUACCACUGGAGAAGGCAUGUAAGGACCGGCUAGUACCUCUUAAGAACCGAGUUCCUGUUUCAGCCAAAUUAGCCUCAACCAGGUCAUUGAAGGUCCUCAGAACAUCCUCCAGCAGCGAGUGGCCCAGCGAGCCCAGCAAGGGCAGCUCACUGGACUCGGAUGAGUGCAGCCUGAGCAGUGGCACCCAGAGCAGCGGCUGCCCGGUAGCCGAGAGCAGGCAAGACUCUAAGAGCACCGAGCUGGAGAAAGACUCGCAUGAAUGCCUGGCAGAGUUUCCAGAUGGUCUCAUCAAAGAAAGCGACAUUCUGAGUGAUGAAGAUGAGGACUUCCAGCACCCUCUGAAACAGGGCAGCCCUACUAAGGACAUUGAGCUUCAGUUCCAGAGACUGAGAAUCUCUGAGGAACCCGACGUGCACCCAGCUGGGCAGCAGCCUCUCACAGGGCCAGGUGAACAACCCAAGCUGGUCAGGGGCCACUUUUGCCCCAUUAAACGAAAAGCAAACAGUACCAAGAGGGGCAGAGGAACUUUGCUCAAGGCGCAGACUCGUCACCAGUCCCUGGACAGCCACCCAGAAACUGCCAGCAUCGAUCUAAAUUUGGUUCUGGAGAGAGAAUUCAGUGUCCAGAGUUUAACUUCAGUAGUUAAUGAGGAGUGUUUUUAUGAAGCACAGAGCCAUGGCAAAUCAUAGUAUGACUUGUGUAGUGUGGUUACAAUGCUCAUUUGUUUUCAAACUGGUGGAAAACAGAAACUGCAGGAAAACUAUUCAUGUCUGGGUUUUAUGCAGUAUAUAUAUUUUUUUUUCCACAAAACUUGUAAAGAUUUAAGUUAUUUUAAUUUAUUGUGAAUUGGAAAACUAGAUUUAGUUGGUCAGAAUCUGUAAAUUACUAGCUUCUGUCCCUUUUGAGCAGGAGUCAAAUAAUUUAGUCUUGUAAUAAAAUUGCAUUCUAAUUAUUUUAAGUUAUGUGCUUUUUUUUCUUGGUAGCCUCAACCAGGUCAUUGAAGGUCCUCAGCACAUCCUCCAGCAGCGAGUGGCCCAGCGAGCCCAGCAAGGGCAGCUCACUGGACUCAGGAUGUAGCCAGAGCAGUGGCGCCCAGAGCAGCGGCUGCCGGGAGAGCAGGCAAGACUCUAAGAGCACUGUGCUUGGGAAGGUUGUGAUUAACAGCUUUUAAAAGAGCCCUCCCUUCCAGUCCAUUGGGCAUUUUCUUUGAGCUGUUAGUUUUUGCUUUAUUUAAAGCACUUUUAAGUUAUUUUUACAUGGUUUAGGGGGACAAUGUACAGAUAUUUCAUUUUAGAAGGUUGUAAUAAAUGCUGUUUUUACUAAACAUGUCAAAUCUAUGUAGCAUAUAUAAAUUAAAGGAAAGCUUGCACUGUA